Molecule: messenger RNA, 755 nt
Organism: Raphanus sativus (radish)
Lineage: Eukaryota; Viridiplantae; Streptophyta; Magnoliopsida; Brassicales; Brassicaceae
Product: protein GLUTAMINE DUMPER 3
Exons: 1
Coding region: 91-519 (142 amino acids)
Biological process (GO): regulation of amino acid export
Source: RefSeq, a predicted model, not a curated record
CUCUCACAAAAACAUUUUCUAUUAGGGAAAAAUAAUAACCUCAAAACCACUUAUUUUGUUCUUUCUUUCUCCUUCUCUCGGUGUAAGAAAAUGGAAGGAAGACAAUAUUACGCUCCAAGAGAAAACAUAGACGGGAACAGAACAGCCAUGGGAGGACCUCACUCGCCGUGGCAUUCACCGAUUCCUUAUCUCUUCGGUGGUCUAGCGGCGAUGCUUGGUCUCAUCGCGUUCGCUCUUCUAAUCCUCGCUUGCUCCUAUUGGCGUCUCUCCGGUUAUCUCGACAGUGAGGAAAACCAGAGCAGGGACAGAGAUCUUGAAGCCGGUGACGCGAAACCUGAGAAGGCUGUAGCUUUGCCGGAGAAGUUCUUGGUGAUUAUGGCCGGAGACGUGAACCCCACUUACUUGGCGACGCCGGUAGAAAAAACCUGUACUUCUGAUGGUGAAGAUGGUGAUGAUGAGGUAGACGGUAAUGAUCAGGUGGUGCAGAAGAGUAGUGAUAGUAACAGUGCGACACAUUGAGAAACAGAGGAUGCGAAGGGACAAACAGAGGAUCGUCUACUUUGAACAGUUCUGAAGAACUGGUCUGUAUCUGACUCGGUUGCUUCUGGUUACCGGGUCGGGUCAGAGCUCUACAUGAUGGGUCUGACUCUUAAAGUGGUCAAUAAUUACUAAACAAACAAACAGAUGGAAUUGGGUUGUGUUCUGAUUAACAAUGUUAUUUAAUCUCAAUUUUUGCAUCAUUAAUUUUUUUAGCC